Gambusia affinis (western mosquitofish) is the source of this 7973-nucleotide messenger RNA. Its product is annotated as E3 ubiquitin-protein ligase RNF43. The coding region runs from base 1241 to 3664 and encodes 807 amino acids. The record is from RefSeq and is a predicted model, not a curated record. The transcript is spliced from 9 exons. Gene Ontology annotation, molecular function: ubiquitin protein ligase activity; frizzled binding. Gene Ontology annotation, biological process: ubiquitin-dependent protein catabolic process; Wnt receptor catabolic process. NCBI's taxonomy places the organism in Eukaryota, Metazoa, Chordata, Actinopteri, Cyprinodontiformes, Poeciliidae.
AGCAGGUAGAGUGACAAUGAGAUCCCAGGGGAGCGACAGAGAGUCCGGGAGAUAAACUUUUGAGACGGUGUCAUAACUGUACACUCUGCCUCAGGACCCUAACGACGUGCAGUGGGGACUACAUGGAGACUGGACUACUAUUCUUUCACACGUUUCGGGGUGUUUUUUCCCCGUUUACUUGUUUGUAAUUUUAAUGAGCGAUUCAUUUUCCCCUGCGUGCUCUCAGGAGGGUCGGUUCUAAUUUCUCAAUGUGCUGCGGAGGCUCUCUGAAGUCGGUGGUGGGGGGGAAGUCUGCCUCUUUUUCGUUUAAUUAAGGAGCGACUGUAGAACGUCAGUUAAUGGCAGGUUUACAGAAGCCGCUUCGGCGUCUGAGCCAGUUUAGUUACAAAGUUAGAAGCUCAGCAAGAAAACUGUCCGCUUGUUCCGGUUAAUAAUUAGAUAGAACCGAGAACACAACCGAGCAGCUUCUUCGAGGAUUACUUUUUCACAAUUCUCCGGCUGUAAAACACAUUGCACAACUUUUCGGCUUCGGGUUUUAUCCGCCAGCAUGGCUCCUAACUCUCCGGCGGCAACCUGUAUCCCAGCCUUUGAAGUUCAAGCCGUGACUCUCGAGCGUUUUCGGUGGAUUUAUCCAGAAAAUGCGGCGCCUACGGGACGGGCUCGCUUCUUCUGACACUUUUACCCAGCUCGUGUUUGCUCACACAAUGUGACUGAAAGACGCGGCGGAAUUACGUCUUACUGCAAUAUAAAGCACAAGUCGGAUACAUGACCGGGAUUUGAGCCAGUGGAGAGGGAUAACUACGCCAGUUCAUCUCUGAGGAAAACAACCUGCGAGCGAGGAGAUCUGAAUUUUUGGUGUGAUGCAGAGCGGCGUUUUUGGAAAUCAGUGCACGCUUCAGGUUCCUUCAUGCUGCAUUGGAGUUUCCACCUCUCACUUUAAUAAACACUGGAUGCAGGUUCAUUUAGGCCUGCAUACAUCGGUUUUAGAUUCUCUACCAUAACCUGCAGUGUUUUAUAUAUGUAUAUAUAUUUUAACCCAGAUGCUGAAUGGAAGUUUAAGGAGUUCUAAUGGAAGCCCCUCAUUAUUAACAGUUUGGAUUAUAGCUCAUUUCUUCAGCAGGUAGUUUACUGAGGUAGAAAAAAAAUUAAAGAAGAAGUGGGACCUGUUCACAUAGGCUAGGUUGAUAUUUCUGACAAAGUCCACCAUGUGCGGCCGGGCACCGCCGCUCCAGCCGAGGCCAUGACCGUCCCUCUGCGGCGCCUCGCCGGGCUCUGGCCGUGGCUGCUCAUGGCGGCCCUGCAGGUGGUGCUGGGCCAGCCGAGCAUGGAAUCGGGACUCCGAGCGGUCAUCAACGUGACUCUGGCGAAGGAUCCCACGGGGAAGCCCAUCGUUCUGAAAGGGGAGUUCGUGGGAGGAAGUGCAGGCAAUGCGCAAGGGAAGCUGAAGCAGUAUCACCCUGUGUCUCUGUGCAACACAAGCGAGGAUGAACGACAAGACAGCGGCUUCAUCACCAUCGUCAAGCUGGAGCAAUUAGGUCCCCACUGCUCGCCGCUGCUGGAUAAGGCUCGCAUAGCGCUGGAAAGGGGAGCCCAAGCUGUUAUCUUUGACGUCAGCGACGUUGCCAUCGCAGAUGCUGAGCUGAAGAACACAGACUCCCUCCCCCGUCCAGUGGUGCUGAUCAAGGGAGCGGAUGCUAAGAAGCUGAUGAAUCUGGUCAACCACAAUGAGGAGGCCACAGUUGUUAUUGAGGCCAAGGUGGAGCCCAAAUGGCCGCAUUAUGAUGUGAGCAUCCUGCUUACCAUCGUCCUGGUUAUCCUCACCAUCGUUCUGAUCUUUGCUUUCCGCUACAAGUGCAAGACCAACAGAACUUGGGACUCCGUUCAUCAGCAGACAGUGCGGGCCAUCAGUCGGCUGGAGACCAGAAUCUACCGCUCCCAGAGCUGCUCCGGCUCACAGCGCCACCGUGGGGCCUGGGGCUCGGCCAGCAGCUCUAACUCCAGCCCCGUCUGCGCCAUCUGCCUGGAGGAGUUUCAAGACGGCCAGAAUCUGAGGAUCAUCUCUUGUGCUCAUGAGUUCCACAGAGACUGUGUGGAUCCCUGGCUGAUGCAGCACCGGACCUGUCCUCUCUGCAUGCACAACAUCAUGGGAACGGAGCGUCAGCCUCAGAGAAACAGAAACCAGCAGAGUUCAGAGCAGAGCCAGAGCUUCUUGCACCCGCAGCAGUACAGCAACGCUCACAGCCACCCGUUCCCCCAGCACGCCAUCCCCUUCUCCAUGAGGCCUCACUACCCCAGCGGUCCCUCUGGACCCUACCCCAACCUGGGCCACUACAGCGGCUCGUCUCCUAUGGACGCUCAGACCCUCCACUUCCUCAGCAGUCGGCAGCUGGGCGCCAGCUGCGGGUUCCACCUCCCAAUGGACGUUCCGGGGCGACCCCACAGGCUCGGAACCGGCUGUCGGACCUCAGCCCAUCACUAUGCGUCGCGCCGCUCCUGCCACACUUACCGCUCCUCCUGUCAGGCCCUGCGGAACGCGUCCGGGUCCAGGCUGCAGCACGGUGCCUCGGUGGCCGUGCAGAGCCGUGGCGUGGCGGGCAACGGCCGGCAGGACGAUGGGAGUUGCUCUGGAGGCAGCUACCACACGGAGCGCAGCGGGUACCUGGCGGACGGGCCGGCCAGUGACUCCAGCUCGGGGCCUUGGCACGGCUCCUCCAGUGACUCUGUCCUCAACUGCACGGACGUGUCCCUCCAAGGCGUUUAUGGCAGCUGGUCCACCUUCCGCAGCUCUCUGAGCAGCGAUUACGAUCCGUUCGGGUACUUCGGGGCGGCGCCGGCGGCCGGAGUGGGGAGUGGGCAUGCCCCACGCAGGAACAGUCUGGAGGCCGCGGCCCAGAACCGGCCUAAGUCUCUGGAUUCUGUUGUGAACAAAGCAGGCUGCCUGGAGGAGCAGCCGCAGACUGUUUUCAGCCACAUCCACUACCACCGCCACAGACAUCACCACUAUGAGGAGGGGGAGCACGGCCAGGGGCCAAGCAGGGGCUCAGAUGAGGAGCAAGGGGCCUCCGCUCCGGGUCAGGACAAAGACUCCCCGGCGAGCCCCCCAAAACACAGCCCCUGCCACUGCCCCAAGCCAGAGCUCACCGACCGACCCAGCCCGGGGACGGAGCGGCAAGACCUCGACCAAACGGGACCACCGGUCAUUGUUCCCCCGAUCCCCGUGCAGCUGCAGCCCCACUGCUGCCAUCAGGGCCACGGACACCCCCCCGCUCCUCUAGUGGGGGGCUGUCUACUUGACGGACCCUCUCUUCACUUUCACCAGAGCCUGGACCUGCAGGACGACCGCAGCAUCCACAUCCACUACGGCCAGAGCCCGGCCUACUGCUGCCCGCCGCCCGAGCUGCACCCGGCCCUGCUCCCCGUGCCCCUCAUCUUGGACUCGGCGGGGAUAGAGGAGUGGCCGUGCUGUGGAGGGGCUCACGUUGUGUGGCAAAGACAGGUGCAGCAAGCUCACUCAGAGCCUCAGCUUAUGGGGCCCGGGACCUCAAUGGACAGGCCCCCCUGCAGGUUCCACCAGGGGCUCUCUGCUGAGCGCAACACAGACAUUUGUUUAUACUGCCAAUCGAUACACCAUAAUCAGGGAUCAGAAGAGGAGUCUGGGGUGUAAGAAAUUGUCUCGUCCCUAUCGCUGCCCAGGAGCCAGAACGGAAAAAGUUCUUACAAAAUCCCACCAGUAACGCCUUCACUCACGCAAAAGUCCCAGCUGCCUUAGGAGGACUCUCAUCCUCAAAGAGUGAAAUUAUCUUCAUUUUGUAAAAAAAAAAAAAAAAAAAAAAAAACUAGAAUAUUUGAUGUAAUAUAUAUACUUUAUGAUUUGAAUGUGUGAAGAUAGGAUAGGGUGUUGCAGGGGAAACAACUCUCCUGGUCAGACGCAGGAGGAUUGUUCACAUGGUCGCAGUUUCCCAAGCUCCUCGGCAACCGCCACCCAACCGAUCGUCCUGCUUUGGGCGUCGAGCCCGCAUGAAGUGAGACUUCGUCUCUGCAUCACUUGCUCUUUUUUAAUACAAAGUAACUUGAUUUCUCGUAGAGGUACUUCCCUUUCUCUGCCUUCCUUCGUUGAGUCUGCUCUCAGCUGAGAAAUGCUUUUCUCUCCAGCCUACCUCAGCUCAGAUUUUCUUAUCACGCCUCACACAAAGAGAGAGGGGGGGGGGGGACAGAAGGGAGGUCUUUAAAGGUACUGCUGUAGUGUUUUGUUUUAUAUUUCUAUGUAUCUUCCACAAACUCAACAGGUAGUAGUUCCCUCUCUUGGCAGUCUGGAUUGUUCAAACGGAGAGAGAACGUUUUUUGAUGCUCAGCCCCCCUACAAACGACGAGUGUCCUCUGAGGUCGCUCAGCCUCGUUUUCAUUAUUUCAGUAAUGGCAGCUGUUUCUUUUUUCUUUUUGUCCUUCUCUGUUUUUGAUGUUGUUUGCAAGGUUUUUAGUUCUUCAAAACCAGCCGGUUUGACUGAAUUCUGUGAUGGUCAUUACAAGCUAUUGUCAUGUUCUCUUUUUUUUUUUUUUUUGUCAUUUCUCUUCAUCAGAAGGAUGGCGAUCACAUCUUCGGUUUUAUUUUUAUCUUUUUUAACUCACCUUGACGUUAUGCUGUUUGCUGCAGAGGUUAUGCUUCCCCCUCGUCUUCCGCAACCUCUGAAACAAAUCGUAAUUGCCUUGUAGUGCAGUUGGUGUAAAAUCAUGUAAUAGUACCUUGCAAAAUGUUCAGCUGGUUGAAUCUGUUCACUUUUCUCAAACUUCAGUGGAUUUUACUGGGUGUUUUUUGUGUUAGAUCAACAAAAAAAGCAGUGGAGGGGGGGGGCACAUGUUCGGCCUUGUUCACUCUUAACUGCGUUUCCAUUGACCAUAUAAUGGCGAAAUUUGGCAUUUAGAAGAUAAAUUUGCUUAAUGGAAACACGGCAAUUUUGGAAAAAUAUUUUGCUGCUAGGAAGAGGCGGUUUUUGGCCGUAUCGAAAUUGGAAACACAGUUUUCACAUCACAUGAUCAAUAACCGGAUAGCAAUUGUUGUGGAAAGAAACUAUUUUACCAAGCACUGUCAGGUGAAAUCACUCGAUCAGGUUUAUUCAUAUAAUGUGCACAAGACAGAGAGCUGGUGGGACAAUCAAUAACGAAGCAGGUCUGGGUGAAAAGCUCUGCCAGGCAGAGACAACACUUGAGUUUUAUACCAAGGAUAAGGAAUUCAAAACAAGGGGUGGGACAGUCUGGUUCUGAUGCAGCUGUAGAAAACAACUUCCAACCUUCUACAUGCAACCCACAUAGUUCUUUUGGUGAGAGUUCGCAAGCAUUUCAUAUACGGUAACGUGAUCAGCAGAUGUUAACAUGUAGUAAUUUUGCACCACGUUUUCCCUCCUUUUGAUUAUGAGUUAAAAUGUAAUAUUUACUAUUAAUCACAUGUCAAAUUUUAUUCCAUCCCACUGAUUAUAUAAAAGGAAAUUUCAACAAUUUGUAUGGUGAAAAGUGAAAAGUUAUCCCAUACAUUUGAAGACAUUACAUAUUCAUUCAGUCAUUGAAACAUUAUCCUGCACGAUGAAACAAAAACAUAAACGCAAGAUGCGAAAAACCUAGUUAUCCGGUUAUUGAUUGGAUAAUGCAAACACACGAAGAAGACGACGAGAGGAGUUAACAGAGGAGGAUGCGGCAUGUUGCUCAUCGCGUGAGCAGAAUUAUUCAUGUGAUUUUAGUUCCCUUAAUUAAUUAAUAGAAACACAGCAAUCACAAACUUAGAUUUUUUAGACAUUAGCAGAAUAUGGACAAAUUUGCAUUUGUAAUGGAAACGCAGAAAUCUAGUUACAAUAACUGGCUUCCAAAGUCAGCUAAUAAAAUUCUGAUUCAAAAAUCAUAAAUGAUCCAUUGAGGUGUUCAUGGAUGAGUGGCAAGAAGAAGUGCCAUGAGAAGUCCUGCCAUUUAGGGGACAAAUAUGUGAACGAAAACGCACAGAUAAGGUGAAAAUUGAAACACAGUGGCGGCGGCGUCAUGCUGUGGCGGCAUUUGUAUUCAGCAGGAUCUGGGAAGCUGUUCAGCAUUUGUGGGAAGACGGAGCAAACAGGACGAGGCUGGAUUAAAGUUUAACUGCUGACAACAUUAAACACACAGUCAGACCUACAGUGGGUUAGCACUCCAGCUUUUAAAUCCUGUUCAGAAUAUGCAGCAAGACGUGAAAAAUCCCUGUGGAUGAUCUCUGUCCAGUCUGACUGAGAGACUUAUCAUCCACAAAAUAUUUCUGAAAGAAAAUGAGGCAAAAUUUCAAACUUCAGUUGACUAAAUGUGACUGACAUAUACAAUAAAAGACUCAAAGCUGUUGACUUAGAGCCUAAAAUGCAUCUUUGUUUGUAAAAAGGAAAAAAAACAUUCUUCUACUUUGCAAUAAUUUGCUACUUUGUGUUGGUCGAUCACGCAGAAAGCCACUGAAAUCCACUGAAGUUUGCUGUAAUGUGGGGGAUGGAUACUUUUGCACGGUCCUGUACUUGUAUCAGGUCAUCUGAUUCUGUGCUGUGGCACCACUUCAAUUAGAGCUUGAUAACAGUACAGAAGAAAACACUUGGCAUUGGGGGAGACAAUCCACCUUGAACUCAGCAACACUUUCAAUUCAAGAAAUUUUAACUGUCAACAUGUUUUGUUUUUUUUCUUUAAGUGUAAAAAUGCUUUAGACAAUUGCGAUUGAGAUAGUUGUUACCACUUAUUCCGAUUUAUCCGUUGACCAGUAGAGGGGGGGAAAAAAAGUGCAUUGCUAAAAUACUAAACCGUGCAGGAGAAAGUCAGUCUCCGUUCAACAUUUGAGUCUGGACUUUCUACUGAACUCCAGCGGAAAUAAGCUGAGAUCACACCGAUAAUAAUCACAUCCUCUGAAAGGCUCAGUGAGUAUGUGAAGGGAUUUAUUUUUACUUUUAUUUAUUUAUUUUUUGUAACUUUUGGGCAGACCAGCUGCGGCUGAAUAAGGGCUUGUGGAAACUGCAACGCAACCGGUAGCACUUACGAAACCCUCACAUGUGCCUUAUUGAUUCAGACUAAAAUCAGGAAGCUCCCGACGACGACGACGACAGCUCUUACCUGCCUAACCAAAGAGGCAAAAAAAAAAAAAAAGAUCUUGAACCCUGCUGUUAUACGUAGUGCCUUCUCGUUUUCUCGCCCUUUCUUUGAAUUUCUUCAUGCGCCCGACGAGAGAGCACAUGUUCAUAUAGACGCGGUAAUAAUUUUGGGCAAUCAUGCAGAAUCUAUCACCUGUAGUCCUUACAAAUACCUCACUUUGAAUGUGCCUUUAGCUAAUGUAUGGAGGGGGUGACUUUUGCUUUUUUUUUUUUUUUUUUUUUUUUUUUGUUCCCAAACAGUCCCAGGGACUGACAUGGAAAUGACUGAAUUAUAAUAAGCACUUUGGCCUUAAGAUUUUAUACCGAAAUGAGUUUAAAUUCCUAGUAUUAGUGCAAGCCAGCCCACAACCAUCAGCAUGUGAAGAGUAGCAUUUACCACAGAACAUCUGGCACAAUUUCAUCCUUGUUCAAGAUCUUUCUCUUUGUGUUGUUUAUGUGUUUUUGUUUUGUUUUGUUUUUUGUUUUUUUGCAAGAAUUAUGAGCUGAAACUGCCUUUUGUAAUAGAGUCAAGAGAAAAAAAAAAGAAAGAAAGAAAAAGCGGUCCCUCUAGAACGUUAAGGGACAAUGUCAGUAUAUUUUGGAUACUUUGUGUACAAAAGAGAACAACAAAACCCAGAGACAAAAUAGUGUUGUAUUUUAUAUAUAUAACAGAACAUUUCAAUAUAGUGACAUGUCACUAAUAUAUUUAUUUACUAAUAUAUUUAUCCAUUUUUGUCCAGGUUUGAAAAGAUUUCUGUAAAGAGUGAAUGUUUCUGUACAGAAACUGACCGGUGCCAUCGCAAAUAUAUCAACCUGUCCUCAUUCCAAUUAUAUGCAAAUAAAUUAUUUUGAAAUACAAAA